Messenger RNA from Geosmithia morbida, 4287 nucleotides. RefSeq lists its product as hypothetical. The coding region runs from base 1 to 4287 and encodes 1428 amino acids. Lineage: Eukaryota; Fungi; Ascomycota; Sordariomycetes; Hypocreales; Bionectriaceae. The transcript has 5 exons. The record is from RefSeq and is a predicted model, not a curated record.
AUGUUUGGAAGGUCGCGAAGGAAUAGGCCUACACCAAUUCCCUUGACGAGGGAAACGGCAGAUCCAAACGCCGCCACGGCCGCAGCCUCGGCCUUUAUGCGUCGCGACCCAUCGGUAUCGCAGCAGCUCUCGUCCGCCGCCGCCGCCGCCGCCCUGAGGGCGAGACCUACGAUCCCUACAAACGUCGCCGAAGUCCAGACGAAGCGUACCGCCUCCCACAAUGGCGGCAGCCGCAGGCCGUCUCCUUCCCUGCGCGGCAGGAGCCGUGAGAGAGGACGGGGACACGCCGGUGAAGCUCAGUCCGUGGACGCGUCGCCGCGGAGAUCGCCCAGCGCUGGCUCCAUGAGCGAGAGGACCUUUCGGAGGUCGCCGUCACCUGGCCGUCCCGUGCCGCCGUCGAGGGAUCAGAACGUCCCGCCCGUGCCGACGCUCUCGGACGAUGCUGGGAGGUACGACGACGACGACGACAACAACAACAACCAUAGCCGUCAGGCGCAGGCUCGGACGCAGCCCGUCACGAGCAAUAACCGCGCCCCGGGCCACCAGAGGAACAAGACGGAACCGAUACACCUCCAGACGCAAAACUUCCGCACGGCAAGCCAGAAACUCAGAGAUGGCUCGCAAGCCUCCUGGUUCGGCGCAGCCUCUACGAGAGCAUCAGCGCCAGCACCAGCGCCAGCGCCAGCAUCAGCGCGAGCAGCACCGGAUGCCGCCGUCACCCCCCGCACCCGGGUCUCGGCCUCGGCCGACGACGCCGCCCGCCCGGUCAGCCCCUCGGCAUCCAUCAACUUCUCUCUGCCGAGGGCCAGGAUGUCCUCCCCCGCGCCGUCCUCCGCCUCGGCAGACCAGGCAUUGGUCUACGACGCGAAUUCGAGACGCAUGAUCCCCCGAGCCGAAGCCCUCUUCCGAUCGCAGAGCGUGCGCGACGCCGCCGAGAGGCCCGUCAGGAGGAGUGGGAGGGGCGAUGCCGUCUCGCAGAGUGGCUCGCACCUUACCAGGGGGACUAUGAGCAGGACUCAGGUCAGCCCUGCUACCGCCGCUACCGCCGCUACCGCCGCCGCCGCCGCCGCCGCCACCGCCGUCCCCGCAGUCGUUGAUGGGGAUGCCGUGACCGGGAACACGUACCCUGCGCCGCCAGCCCCGGCACCUGAACCCGAAGCCGAAGCCGAAGCCGAAGCCGAAGCUGAGCAGCAGCCGCAGCAGCCGCAGCACACGAUGCAGGAGGAGGGGCAGCAGGCACCGACGGGGCGGGAUAUCACCACACCGGUGGAUGAGCUAGAUGAGAGCAGGCAGCGUCAGCGGCAUCGGGCGGAAGAGCCAGCCGUCCCGUCGGAACAGAAGCAGGAGCAACCGCCGCCGCCGCCGCCGCCGCCCAGGGAACCGACCCAGCAGCUCAACGUCAUCGAGGAACCCGGACGGCCCACGGCCCGCAGCCACCGAGUCUCCUCCGUCAGCCCCGUCCGAUCGGCCCAUUUCGCCCCGUCAGCGGAUCAGCUGCUCGUCAGGCAUGAGCCGCCCUCGCGCUCGCUGUCCCCGCGCAAGUCCGCGCUCAAGAACUCGGGCGGCGCAAGGGGCGCGUCACCCUCGGACGACAGCUCCGACGCAUCGAGCUACCGUCCCAGCCCCAAUCCGACCAGGGAUGACAAGGCCAGGAAGAAGAGCGCUCGCGUGAGCUUCAAUGACGAGGGCACCGCCGUCCCGGGCGAGCCCGUCGAAUCCACUGCCGAGAGAGCCGCUGCCGCCGUCGAACCCAAGGCUGCAUCGCAACGCAGGUCGUGGUACGGACUUCUCGGCCGGCGCAACAACGCUCCCUCCCCCACAAGCAGCACUACCAACGACGACGGCACCGGUGAGGCCAUCGGCAUGACGCCCAGGCCGGCCCUGCCCCUCUUCGGAAGCGUGCGCGACAAGAAGCCCAGGGAGCAACCCGACAGCGAACGACCGCUUGUGCGACCGUCUGGACGGUUGUGGUCCGCCUCUUCCCAGUCUCCCCCCUCACCCCCCCCUCUGCCCGCCCCUCUACCGCAGACGCAGACGCAGAUACCCACGCCGCCACCCGAAGCCGCCACCGACUCGGCGAUUGGCGGAGUCAUCGCGGCGGCGGCGGCGGCGGCGACGGCGCAGGAUUCGUCCAAGAACGAGGCCAACAUCUCGAGGACUCGCGAACCUCUCCCGCCCGUGGUAACGUCGAUUGAAGGGACAGGAUACGAUAGCAGUAGCGUUGAAGGGUCCGACCUCGAAGAAGAAGACGCUGAUCUGCCCGAUGUGCCCGGAAAGCUGGAGGGCGAUGGCGCCAAUGUUGCUACCGCUGCUACCACUACUGCUGACGCUCCAGACCUACCGGGGCAGCAGAUUGUGGAGCAGCACGCGAAGAGGGGUAUACCUUCCAUCUCCAUCGUCGAGCCGACCCCACCGGCGAGGGAUGAGGAGAUGGAGGACUCGCCUGAGAACGAUGAGACUACCACUCCACCGAGAGAUGGAACGCUCAUGUCCGAUAUCCAAGAGGAGGAGGACGAGAGCUCGGAUGACUCGGCCAUGUACAGCGACGCGUACGAGGACAUGUCCGAGGCCGACGAGGGUGGAUUCUUGUCGCUCGAUGCUGUCCUCACUGCACCGGUAGCGAGCGAGACCAAAACUACAGCAAAUGCACAGGUGAGGGUGCAGGAUGGUACGGCAGCACCCGUCGCCCCGAGCAGCGGAGCCGACGACGGCAACGAUGCCAACAAGCGAGAACAAGCACAAGCACAAGCACAAGCACAGGCAUCGCCAGACGACUGGGACCACGCCAAGGCCUAUUGGAGAAGCCUCACGGUGGAGAAACGCCGUCAGCUCGAGAGGGAAGCACUGGAGGACGCAGGCGAGGAUGGCGACCAGGAGGAUUUCGCCUCAUCGCAGCAAUCGCGCAAGACGAAGAAGAAGACGACGACGACGACGAAUCAUCACCACCCGGCAUUACCGGCAGCUCCCGUCGACUACCGCUCCGACUCGAGCAUAGAUACGGCGCCCAAGCUUCGCAAGACCCUGCGAGGCUCCCAGCCGGACAGCGGGGCGGCCCAGAAGCAGCAGCCAGCCGUCAACAUGAGGAGAACUCUGCGGUCCCCUCCUCCCAACACCCAGGGAGCCCCACCACCGAGGCAACAGGCCCCGUCCAACAACGACGGACACAGGAGGAUCCACUCCAGCGACGGCUCGUCGGCAGCCGCCUCCGCGGCGGUGGAAGUCGACCCACCCCUCCAGAGACGAGGAUCCGACUCGAGCGAGAGCAGUUUCCGACGGGCCCGGCCCGUAAGCCACGGCGGCUCCGGGUUGCGCAGCACGAUGAGGAGCGGGGCGUCACCGUCUCAGCGGGACCCGGAACCCUCCACCGCCAGCAGGUCUGCGCCCGCUCCCGUCCCGCCCCCCAAGAGUAGUGGUCGGUUCAGCCUGCGCUCCCUGUCCCCCGCCGGUCGACGAUCGAGCUUCACGCCGUCGCCUGCACCGACAGACGGCGAGGAGAUUGGCAGCGGUGCAAGCCGAUUCGCCGACUCGAGCGACGAAGAAGAUGGCAGUGGUGGACUCCAUCGCAGCCGGUUCAUCGACUCCAGCGACGAAGAGGACGGGACGAGGACGGUGUCUGCACGCCCAGGCACAUCGAGCAGGGGCGCCAGCUACGCCGCCGCAGCAGCGCUAGGCGUGCAGCCCCCACGGCAAGGGUCUACCCCACACACAAUACCCAAGCAGAAGCAGAAGCAGCAGCACGGCAUGCAGAUCCAGCGCGGCCGAUCGGGCAGAGGUCUCAUCGGCACGACGACCCAGGCUUUCGAAGAAGGGUACGGCAAGACCGACGUCGACGGCGAUGCCAAAACUACCGAUACCGGCGUCGUGGCGAAGAGCCACCGCCGCAGAGGGAGUUUCAUGUCGGGCAUCCUCGGCCGAAGGAGGGACGACAAGUCGGGCAAGAUAUCCCGUGGCGCGGCGGGUGAGAGUGCGGCCCGUCGCGACACCAGACUCGAACGGAGUCCGGAGCAUCUCAACGUCCUGAGGAGCAAUAGCGGACGGUUGCAGAAGAGGGACAGUCAUUCUGCUCCCGCUCCCGCUCCCGCUCCCGCUCCUGCUUUUGCUUCUGCCGUCGCUGCACCCGGUACUAGCUGGCCACUGCCUGCCGGAGCCGAGGAAGACGAUACGGAUCGACCUGGCACGGCAGUGUCAUCUCAGGUUGUGGGUGGGAGCGGAUCUGAGGUGUCGAAACCGCCUGGUCAGAAGAAGAAGUUUGGUGCUCUGAGGAAGAUGUUUCGUCUUGAUGAAUGA